ACAUUGUUAACGUUGAUUUCUCCCGUUCACGGCAACAUUUUGUCUUCCGUGAUCCAGACCCUGGGUCCCACGCUUCCUCGAAACGCAUGAAAUCUCGGAUCUACCCGGAGACAGGGCCGAAACCAGCAGCACUCCCGGCUAUGAGGAGGAGCGGUGGUCCCCCGGUGCAGACCGGAGGCUGGUAGGGAUGCUGCUGCUGCUGCCGCCGCUGCUGCUGCUGUGAAGAGCCGCGCCGCUGUGUCGGAGGACCGCUGGGGGAGCAGGACGGGACGCGCCUGGACAAACAUGACUGUUUUCAACCAGGAAAAUGUUGAGGAAUUUUACGAGAUUGGAGACGAGCUGGGGAGCGGUCAGUUUGCUGUGGUCCGGAGAUGCCGGAACAGGAGCACGGGCGUGGAGUACGCCGCCAAGUUCAUCAAGAAGCGGCGGAGCAAGUCGAGCCGGCGCGGGGUGACGAGGGAGGACAUCGAGCGCGAGGUGAACAUCCUGAAGGAGAUCCAGCACCCCAACAUCAUCACGCUGCACGACGUCUACGAGAACAAGGCCGAGGUCAUCCUCAUCCUGGAGCUUGUGGCUGGCGGUGAGCUCUUUGACUUCCUGGCAGAGAAGGAGUCGCUGAGCGAGGAGGAGGCCACCCAGUUCCUCAAGCAGAUCCUGGACGGAGUCUUCUACCUGCAUUCCAAGCAAAUCGCCCACUUCGACCUGAAGCCGGAGAACAUCAUGCUGCUGAACCGCACAGUGCCUCACCCGCGCAUCAAGCUCAUCGACUUUGGCCUGGCCCACAAGAUCAAUUUUGGCAACGAUUUCAAAAACAUUUUUGGCACUCCAGAGUUUGUAGCCCCAGAGGUGGUCAACUAUGAACCUUUGGGCUUGGAGGCAGACAUGUGGAGUGUUGGUGUGAUAACCUACAUACUUCUGAGCGGCGCAUCUCCUUUCCUGGGCGACAACAAGCAGGAGACGCUGGCCAACGUGUCGGCUGUGGACUACACCUUCGACGAGGAGUUCUUCAGCAACACCAGCGUCCUGGCCAAAGACUUCAUAGCGCGGCUCCUCGUCAAAGACCCCAAAAAGAGAAUGACGAUUCAGGACAGCCUCCAGCACCCCUGGAUCAAGCCAAAAGACACACAGCAAGCAUUAAGCCGAAAGGAGUCGGCCGUGAACAUGGAGAAGUUCAAGAAGUUUGCGGCGCGAAGAAAAUGGAAACAAUCGGUCCGACUCAUCUCCUUAUGCAACCGGCUGUCCCGCUCCUUCCUGUCCCGGAGCAACAUCAGCGUGGCGCGCAGCGACGACACUCUGGAUGAGGAAGACUCCUUUGUGAUGAAGGCCAUCAUCCACGCCAUUAACGAUGACAACGUGCCGGGCCUGCAGCACCUGCUGGGCUCCCUGACCAGCUACGAUGUCAACCAGCCCAACAAGCACGGGACCCCUCCCCUCCUGAUUGCGGCAGGCUGCGGAAACAUCCAGAUCAUUGAGGUGCUGAUGAGGAAAGGCGCAGAGAUCCAGGCCCAUGACAAGAGCGGAGCCAACGCCGUUUAUUACGCGGCGAGACACGGGCACGUCGAGACCCUGAAAUUCCUCCAUGAAAAGAAGUGCCCUCUGGACGUCCAAGAUAAGUGCGGGGAGACGGCGCUUCAUGUGGCGGCUCGCUAUGGCAACGUGGACGUGGUCAGCUACCUCUGCAGCAUCCACGCCAACCCGGACCUGUCUGACAGGGAGCAGGAGACCCCGCUGCAUUGUGCUGCCUGGCACGGUUACUCGGCGGUGGCCCGGGCCCUGUGCCAGGCCGGGUGCCACGUGGACGCCAGGAACCGCGAAGGGGAGAGUCCGCUGCUGACGGCCUCGGCUCGCGGCUUCAGGGACAUCGUGGAGUGUCUGAUCGAGCACAAAGCCGACCUGGAGGCCACUGACAAGGACGGCCACACGGCCCUCCACCUGGCCGUGCGGAGGUGUCAGGUCGAAGUGGUCCGCUGCCUCCUCAGACAGCACUGCAACCUGGACCAGCACGAUCGCCACGGCAACACGCCGCUGCACAUCGCCUGCAAGGACGGCAACCUGCCCAUCGUCAUGGCGAUCUGCAACGCCAAGGCCAGCCUGGACCUCCCCAACAAGUACGGCAGAACUCCUCUCCACCUGGCGGCUAACAACGGUGGCCUCGAGGUCGUGCGCCACCUCUGCCUGGCCGGAGCCAAUAUCGACGCCGUCACCAACGAUGGAAAGACAGCAGAGGACUUGGCUGCCAGUGAACAUCACGAACACAUUGUCGGGUUGCUGGGCAAGCUUAAGAAGGACAACCACAAGCUGAGCUACGUGCAGCAGCUGCGGCCCACGCAGACGGUGCAGCCCAGGAUCAAGCUCAAGCUGUUCGGGCACUCGGGCGCCGGGAAGAGCACGCUGCUCGAGUCUCUCAAGUGCGGCAUCCUGCGCAGCUUCUUCAGGAGGAGGCGACCGCGCAUGGCCAACGCCGCCCGCCACCCCAACUCCCCCGUCAACUCCAAACCUGCCGUGUCAGUGAGCAUCUCCAACCUCUACCCGGGCUGUGAGAACGUGAGCGUGCGAAGUCGCAGCAUGAUGUUCGAGCCCAGCCUGACCAAGGGCGUCCUCGAGGUUUUCUCCCCCGUGCACAGCGCCCUGUCCUCGGCCGACGAGCAGGCCACCAAGGCCAUCGACAUCCAGCACGCCAACAUCAACGGUGUCGGCGAUUUCAGCGUGUGGGAGUUCUCGGGGAACCCGGUGUACUACUGCUCGUACGACUACUUUGCGGCCAACGACGUCACGGCCCUCCACCUGGUCCUGUUCAGCCUGGAGGAGCCGUACGAGACGCAGCUGAGCCACAUCACCUACUGGCUCAACCUGCUGAAGGCCCUCACCCUGCCGCAGGACAACAUCGCGUUCGGAGGGCGCCUCCAGCAGCCCCUGGCCGUGGUGCUGGUGGCCACCCACGCUGACUUGGCCAACGUCCCCAGAGCUUUUUCCGGAGAGUUCAGCUACGACAAGGAGCGAUCGCUGCUGAAGGAAGUCAGGAACAGGUUCGGGAACGACCUGCAGAUCAGCGACAAGCUGUUUGUGAUGGACACCGGAGCCUCCAACUCCAAAGACAUGAAGCUGCUGAGGAGUCACCUUCAGGAGCUUCGCAGCAGCAUCAUCUCUCGGUGCAGUCCCAUGACGCUGCUGUCGGAGCGCCUGCUGGCCGCCCUGCCGGCCUGGAGGAAGCUGAGCGGGCCCAACCAGCUGACGUCGUGGCAGCAGUUUGUGAGCGACGUGCAGGAGCACAUCAACCCGCUGGUCAGCCAGGAUCACCUGCGCAGCCUGGCCCUGCAGCUGCACAGCAUGGGAGAGAUCAACAUCAUGCAGAGUGAGACGGUGCAGGACGUGGUGCUGCUGGAGCCACGCUGGCUGUGCAGCAACAUCCUGGCCAAGCUGCUCUCCGUGGAGACGCCCAAGGCCAUCCACCACUACAGGGGGCGCUACAGGCUGGAGGAGGUACAGGCGUUGGCGCCCGAAAGCGACAUAGACGAGCUGCUGCAGAUCCUGGACGCCAUGGACGUGUGCGCCCGCGACGUCACCAACCCCUCCAUGGUGGACGUGCCCGCCCUCAUCAAGACAAACGGCCUGCACCGCUCCUGGACUGAAGAGGAAGAGGAGGAGGAGGUGCUGAUCUACGGAGGGGUGCGUCUGGUCCCCGCCGAGCACCUCACGCCCUUCCCCUGCGGCCUGUUCCACAAGCUGCAGGUCAACCUGUGUCGCUGGAGCCACCAGCAGAAGCCUGAAGAAGAUGGCGGGGAGGACAUCGACGGAGACAUCCGCCUCUGGACCAACGGUGCCAAGGUCAGUCAGGCGGGAGCCGAGGCCAUGAUACUACUGGUCAACCACGGCCAGGGGGUGGAGAUCCAGGUGCGCGGGCACGACUCAGAGCGGGCCAAGUGCUAUGCCUUGUUGGACACCAUCUGCAGUAUAACGGAGAACCUCCUGGCCUCCACACUCCCUGGACUGCUAACAGCCAAAUACUACCUGAGUCCUCAGCAGCUGCGAGAGCACCACGCCCCCAUCAUGAUCUACCAACCCAAAGACUUCUUCCGCGCCCAGGUCCAGCGAGAGUCCUCGCUCACCAACACCAUGGGCGGCUACCGGGAGAGUUUCAGCAGCAUCUUGGCGUUUGGCUGCGCUGAAGUUUACCAACAGGGGAGUUUAGGGCCAGACAUCCACAUCUCAGAUGUUUGCCUGUUGGCUCGUAGGAAGCUCUGCCGCAUGCUGGACCCUCCCGACGCCAUGGGGAAAGACUGGUGCCUGUUGGCCAUGAACCUGGGCCUCACGGAGCUGGUGGCCAAAUACAGCUCGGGGACUCCCAACGGGACCCCUGAGCUGGACUCGGGCCCGGACCCGGAGCCGGCCUCGCUGCAGCCCAGCCCCACGGCAGCGUUGCUCCAGGAGUGGAGCGGGCGAGCGGGCAGCACGGUGGGCGUCCUGAUGGCCAAGCUGAGGGAGCUCGGCCGCCGAGACGCAGCCGACUUCCUGCUCAAAGUGUCGCCUGUGUUCCGUGUCAACAUGGAGGCGCUGGGAGGCGCGACCAACGGCUACGCCCCCACCUGCAACGGAGGCACGUCCUACAACUCCAUCAGCUCUGUCAUAUCUCGCUGAACCGAGCAGGGUUAGAGUCGGCUUAAUGUCGGGGCCAAAACGUUGGGUAGUUGAUUAAACUGAUGUGAGAUUGAGGACAGCCGCAGGCCUCCUCUGUGUUUAUGAACAUGAAGUGCAAUCUCUAGCGGAGGGUCAAGCCGCUCGCUCCCUUGAUGACUCCUUUAAAUUGCGAUCUCGUAUGAACCAGAUGUUGUGUUUGUUCUAUCCAUGCCUGUAAUGCGGACCCUUCCCUCCACUAUGAAUGUGUUUGAACGAGCUGGCUGUCCUGAGCUCCAAAGAGGAAUUCUGUGCUCAACUGAUUUUUAUUCUGUCCUUAAUCUGUCGUGCUGCUUUUAAAUACGCCACCCCGUUACCCUGAGACACACCCGGUUCCAACUCUGCUUACAGCUAACGGUCAUAAAGCAAAGAAAAGCUGAAUUUUUACGGACUUUAGAUCAACUCGAAAUGCUGGAAUGGGCCCCGGCUGAGGAAGACGGCAGCCUCGUGUUUGAACGGCCUCUUAUGUUUUUCAUCCUGCAGUCCAAAGCUGAGGGUUAAUUCACGUUUAGGUCGAGGAGGCUGCCGUCUUUCUCAUCCGUUGCGGUUAGGUUUGUGAAUACCACCUUCCUUGUUCGUUUCCACUGAUGUAACGAUGGCAGUUCAGUGCUUGGAAAAGAUAACAGCUUCUUUUCAGAGUGCCUUCGCGGCCUUCUACCUCCCUCGACAAAAGCACAAUAGUCCUGUUGACAUAAAACACAGUCGUUCUUUCCUAACAUUCGCAGAACUGUGCCUUGUUGACACUAAAAGUAAAAAAGAAUGAAUUUCAAUCACACCUAGCGAGCGGCAAGGUCUCGGUCAGAUGUGAAAUUGGCAUGAAAAAGCUAUACCUGAAAUUUUUUUUAGACAUUUUAGACAGAUAACUAUGAAGGGUUAAUGAAGAAGAAUUAUAAAGAAUAUUUUAAAGAACCUCAGCUCAACAAGUAGGUUGGCUUUAUAUAUGUUGAAGGUGAUUUUCAGUGGGAAAGAUGGAAAAAAAAGAAAAAUGACUGUUGUUGUGUGUUUGAAUACCAAGUCGGGUGAUAUCAGAGCUCUUGAAAUCUGCCCUUCUAUUAUCUCCUCUUCCACAGGCUCCAGUGCAGAGUGGAUGUGAUGCUGUGUGGGGAAACGCAGGCAGGGUCAAAGGGAAAAGACUUCAUUCUCAACGAUAAGCUUGUUGAUUUCUACAACUCACCUCUAUGGAAACUGUUGCAGUGCAGCACGUUCAUACGCACAGAAUAAGUGUCAUUACUCAACAUCAUCCAAUGACAAAAUGACAGGAAAUCUUGUUUUUGGUUUGGUUUUGGUUUGUUUUUUUCAAUUAAAGCCCUCGUGAUCAUUUGUUGUGUAACAUGAGGGAGGCACCAGCCAUUUCCAUGAAAUUGUGGGUUUAUAUCUAAGCGAAAAUAUCUUUAUUGAAGAAAUGCUGGUCCUCAGCACCAGAAAUAAAAAUUAGAAUAUAUUGUCGGCUUUAGAGAGUUUCCCAGAUGUUAUUAUGGAGGUAGAAGCUUUGGCCUGUAGAGACCAUCAUGGCAGACAGGGUAUGGCAAGGCGUCGGCCAGACUAAAAAUGUAUGCACUUGUGGCAUUUUGAGUUGAUUUCGAUACAACGGGCCACCCAAACUGCAAGCGAUGUUCGAUUUGUGUUGACUUUAAACAUUUUCUAAUGAGCAUUUCCCAGAACCAGAAGCCAUCAGGCGGUGAAAGCGUACCCGACGCUGCACUUUUUAAUGCUUUCUAAAUAGAUUUUGAGCUCCAGUGAGAACCACCAGAAGCCCGUCAACAAUCAAGUUACGGUCCACGGUGUCGAGUUUGCACGUCGGCGUCCUCACAGCGACUGACAGGCAAAAUUCGAGCCGCUCUCAGAGCCGGCCGCCGCCGUGCAGCUUCACUUUGUGUUUCACUUUGUCGUCGUCUGACACGAACAUGAAGCUCAGCCCGGCCUGGUCAGCAGAAGCAGGGAAGAUGUUUUGGACGGCACGGAAACAGUAUUGUUAGUGAUUUGAACAAGAAAAAACCUGCUAAAUACAAAUGAAAAAAGAAACACUGUACCUCUCAUUUUCAACUCUCAAUCCAGCUGUCAGCUGUCGUCUGAGGUUUUCUGAUGUGGAAAACAGGUUUCCCCAACAUGGGACUGGAAAACCCCUUUUUCACACAUUUUUAAAGUUCAUGGGUAUUCCCAGUGAGGGAAAUGAGGUUUUUAAUCCUUUGAGCUUUGACUUUUUUGGAAGAUAUUUUCAGGACAGAGUGCAGUAUUCCACCGCCCCCCCCACCUCCAAUUCAGUUUUAAACGAUUCAGAGAAGCAAAACUUUGUACCUUUGAAGGCUAUUUCAAGCCGCUUCUCUCUACUUUUAGCCUGAACUUGCCAAUAUGAACUUCUGUCUGUGAGAUGUAAAUACCAAAAGGCCUGUUUCUGUCUAUACGGCUUCCUCUAACUGUACCAGUCCUCUGAGACGAUUUCCAUUUUUGCAUUUUGUUUUCAGCUCCAUCGAAGCUUUUUGUCCAAAUAGGUUGUUGUCUGCAGCAAGGCAAAAAUGAAUGUACUCACACAUCUUUUCUAAGUCAAGACGAAGCGACGGCAUGGCGACGAGCUCUUUGCCGAACACGAUGAACGGUGUUGUCCCAUGACGGUCAGGCGUAUGAGUUUUAAUACAUUUUAUUUUCUUAUUGUGCGGAAGCUGGGUUGGGUAAAAAUCAUUGCCAAUGUGGUGUGCCUAAACACACGCGUCAUUCCUCGAUUAUUGCCUUGUACAGUAUCCAAGCUGAAAAGUGACAUUCCUGAAAGGGAAGCGAUUAUGUUUUUAUUUUGUUUUGUUCUCCACAAAGAGGCACAUUUUUUUGUAAAAGCUGCAAAUCACUAUAAUAUUAUUGAGUAUGUCUUCUUUUUUUUUUUUUUUUGGUGUUGUUUCUCUGGAUGUGAGCGGUCUUGCUUUUCGUGCUCAGGAUGAGAAGAAGAGAAGCACGUGGAUCUAUUUUUUUUUUUUUUUUUUUUUUAAAGGUAAACCUAAUUCUCGAAAAAUCUUUUGCUGUAUGUUUCGGUUCAGCCUGUGCUCCACGCGGUUUCAGGACGAAACAUAAAACAGCGUUAUUUUGGAGUGAACUUUCCCCCUCUGAGGCUCCAGUCUUCGCAUUGCACACGAGUCUUUUUGUUGCUAUUUAUGUUACAUUCCUCCAGCAUGUCUUGGAAUGCCAUGUUCUUAGUACUUCUGACACUUUAUAGUGUAAUACAUUUUUUAUAAUAAAUUCUUUACCCAA
Myripristis murdjan (pinecone soldierfish) is the source of this 7905-nucleotide messenger RNA. RefSeq names its product death-associated protein kinase 1 (gene dapk1). Gene Ontology annotation, biological process: protein phosphorylation; intracellular signal transduction; positive regulation of apoptotic process. The transcript is spliced from 26 exons. Bases 286 to 4635 code for a protein of 1449 amino acids. The record is from RefSeq and is a predicted model, not a curated record. Gene Ontology annotation, cellular component: cytoplasm; nucleus. NCBI's taxonomy places the organism in Eukaryota, Metazoa, Chordata, Actinopteri, Holocentriformes, Holocentridae. Gene Ontology annotation, molecular function: ATP binding; protein binding; protein serine/threonine kinase activity.